This is a messenger RNA of Daphnia pulicaria, 4276 nucleotides long. RefSeq names its product aminopeptidase N-like. The transcript is spliced from 19 exons. Gene Ontology annotation, biological process: peptide catabolic process; proteolysis. Lineage: Eukaryota; Metazoa; Arthropoda; Branchiopoda; Diplostraca; Daphniidae. Gene Ontology annotation, cellular component: cytoplasm. The record is from RefSeq and is a predicted model, not a curated record. The coding region runs from base 1093 to 4062 and encodes 989 amino acids. Gene Ontology annotation, molecular function: metalloaminopeptidase activity; zinc ion binding; peptide binding.
CCCCACAGGCCCACACCGAUUUCCAGCCUGCUGCAUUUUACUUGUCUUGUCAAGUGCAAACAGAGAUUGCAAAUUAUUCCUUGAUAUUUUAGUUUCGGACUUUUGUUGUUGUGUCAUUCUCUGGUCAAUUCAUUUCUCGGUCAAUUGGAUUGCGACGAACAUAAGCACGGAAAUGUCCUCCUAAAUUGUGAUUGAUGCCUGCGAAUUUAUUUGUGUCAGUCGCUUUUCUUUCUAAACUCUAAAGUGCCAGGCCAUCAGUGUGUUGAAAUUCGGUUUCUUCUUCAUACAUUCAACUUUCGACAGUUAUUAAGUAAUUUUUUUAAAGAAAAAUUUGGCUUCUUUGUGGUAGCGUCUUUGUGCGUCUAUGUUGAUUUUUAUUUCAAAACAGUUCCAAGUCAACUUGAAUUCCAUCCUCGUCAAAUUGCAGAAACUCACCCAAAAAAGAAAGAAGUUUCGCGAUCGUUGGAGAGCGACAGGAGGGGGUGUCGAGAUAGAACAGCAGCACACGAUCGAGUCGUCCACAGUUAGAGAUAACAAUGAAAGCACGCAUGAGUCAAUUUAACUGGAAAAUUCAAGAAAGGCCCAUAAAUAGUAAUGUUGUUGGGACUGGCCGGGACUGGCUUGAAAUUGCGAACUCUUCUGCUGAAGGUGCAACAACCGCCGCCAUGGCCAAGAGUGGCCAACGCCCUUAUAGCCUACAAUCCGCGCGCGAUUCCUUUUCCAAAAUGACUAGCGAAAUGUUUUGAUAUUAAUUUCAAGGCCAAUGUCCGUAACCGGGGAACUGUUGGAAAACCCAGCCACCACCAAUCUUCCUCGAUCUUCCUAUAUGUCGAAGAAUCAAUUCAAUGUCGUGCAUCGGUCAUACACCAAAGUCAGAAAGAAAAAAGAUAUGCGAGCGAGAUGAGAAACCAGUUGCUGGCUCAUGUGAAUGUACCUGUAGGGAUGGGACUUUGGGUGUGGCCCAUAUCUAGGGAAGGAUUGUCAUGCGGAUUCGGACAGCAAUUUUCGGAGGUCUAAAUUGACCCAGCCGAAACAUGAAAAAGACACACUUGAUCGCCAAGUAUCAGCCCAGCAGCAACUCUCAUCCUCAACAUGUACAAGUCAAUGCCCCUUUGUUGGGUUUUGGCGACUUUGGCCGCUUGCGUCUUCGCCAUGGAGGCCCAGGAUCUGGAAGCUGCUGAGCAAUUCUACCACAUCCAUGGUGUCUAUUACCCAGCCUGGUCCGUCGCUGUUCCAGCUGCCGUUCCACCUGCUUAUGCUGUGGGUGGUCAAUUGGCCUCUUUUUCGUCCGAUCCCGAUCCCGAGGCCACCACCAAUAAAGCCACUGCUCCCGCUUCGUCUGGUAGCGACAAGAAAGACCAGCCUCAGCACGACACCACCAGCAAGAAGGACGUCCGUUUGCCACGGACCGUCCUGCCUAUUCACUAUGAUGUCCGACUCUUCCCCGUCUUGGAGAAAGGCAACUUUUCCAUUCUGGGUCAAGUGUCUAUCGACCUGCAAUGCCAAAUGGAAACGGACCGCAUAGUCCUCCACAGUGCUGACAUUGUCGUCGAUCCACAAUCCGUCAAGGUGAUUGAACAGGGAAAACCAGCUGGAAAAACCCUGACGGUUGCUAGCGACGGGAUCCAUUAUGAUAGGGAUAUGGAGUUUCUCAUCAUUCGUCUCAAAGAUAAGGACAAGCUGGCCAAAGGCGCCAACUACACGUUGUCGAUGAAUUUCGUUGGCAACCUGACCGAUCAGCUGCGGGGCUUGUACCGUUCUACUUAUAAGGAGGAUGGAGUUGAAAAGUCCAUGGCCGUGUCUCAAAUGGAGCCGACGGAUGCCCGCCGAGCUUUCCCGUGCUUCGACGAACCCAACAUGAAGGCAACUUUCACCGUCACUUUGGGUCGUCAUCGCGAUAUGACUGCUCUUUCCAACAUGCCGCUGAUCAAGACAACACAAAUGGAAGGCAUGGAAGAAUUUUAUUGGGACCAUUUCGCUCCUUCGGUCCCCAUGUCGACUUACCUGGUCGCCUUCAUUGUGGCCAAUUUUACGCAAGUCGAGGCCGACGUCGGCAACGCAACGUGGAAGUUCAACAUUUACGCACGCCCUUCGGCUCGCAACCAAACCCAGUACGCGAGCGAAAUUGGGCCGAAAAUUCAAACUUUCUUUGAAGACUAUUUCCAGAUUCCAUUUCCGUUGCCCAAGCAGGAUAUGAUUGCCAUUCCCGACUUUGCUUCAGGUGCCAUGGAAAAUUGGGGAUUGAUUACUUACAGAGAAACUGCGCUGCUGUACGAUGAAAAGAAAUCGUCGGUUACCAACAAAGAAAGAGUGUGCGAGGUAAUCGCCCACGAAUUGGCUCAUCAGUGGUUCGGAAAUCUCGUCACAAUGGACUGGUGGACGGACUUGUGGUUGAACGAGGGUUUUGCAAGCUACGCAGAGUACCUCGGCGCCCAACAUGUCGAACCAGGGCUGAAAUGGCUGCAGCAGUUCGUGACUAGCGAACUGCAGAACGUGAUGAGCUUGGACGCCCUUGAAUCAAGUCACCCCAUCAGCGUCGUCGUUCACCAUCCGAAUGAAAUCCACGAAAUUUUCGACCGCAUUUCUUAUGGAAAAGGUGCCACCAUCAUCCGGAUGUUGGCCGCUUUCCUCGGUGAAAAAACCUUCAGACAAGGACUUUCAAACUAUUUAAAAUCACGCCAAUACGGUAACGCCGUUCAAGAUGAUCUUUGGGACGCGCUAACUAAACAAGCGAAAGUCGACAAGGUCCCACUGCCCACCGACGUGAAACAAAUCAUGGACACCUGGACUUUAAAAAUGGGUUUCCCGGUCGUCACGGUGACUCGAGAAUACGAAAACAAUUCCGUUUUCCUCAGCCAGGAACGCUUCUUGAUGCAACGCUCCAACGCCAGCAGCCAGGACAAAACGGUUUACCUUUGGUGGGUACCACUAACCUACACGACAGACUUCCAGACGUUAGGAUCCACCUGGUUAGCUGACGGACAGACUAGCAAGAAACACGAACUGAGCAUUCCAGCCGAUAAAAAUCAAUGGGUCAUUUUCAACGUUGACCAGACGGGUUAUUAUCGCAUCAACUAUGAUUCGAAAAAUUGGCAGAUGAUUGGCCAGCAGCUGAUGACCAACCACUUGGCCAUUUCCGCCAUCAACCGAGCUCAAAUUAUGGACGAUUCACUUAAUUUGGCCGAAGCCGGCCUGCUGGAUUACGAAACUGCGCUGAACCUGACGCGUUACCUGGAACACGAAGCCGAUUACGUUCCGUGGGAUGCCGCCCUAGCGGGCAUGAAUUACAUUUCCUCAAUGAUGUCUCGCACUUCCGGAUACGGGUUGCUGAAGAAACAUUUCCGCACAAUCAUCAUGCCGCUGUACAACCUGGUGGGGUUCGACCAAAAGGUCGGCGAGGAUCUUCUAUUGACCAAAUUGCGUACCAAGGCCGUUUCGUGGGCUUGUUCCAUAGGCAACAAGGACUGCAUCAGCCGAGCUGUCAAUUCCUACGCUCAGUGGAUGGCCGAUCCUGAGAAUAUUGAUAUUAUUUCACCUAACCUGAAAGGCACUGUGGCGUGCACAGCCAUCGCGGAAGGCGACGAAGUUGAAUGGGAAUUCGCUUUGAACCGCUACAUGGCCAGCAAUGUGGCCAGCGAACGAGAUGUUCUUCUUACUUCCAUGUCGUGUUCAGAAAAGCCCUGGAUUUUAGCUAAGAUGUUGGAGAUGAGUCUCAACCCGACCUCAGGAAUCCGAAAACAAGACGCUGGUCGCGUCAUCAGCCAAGUUGCUUCCAAUUCACUGGGUCGCUACAUGACUUUCAACUUCAUUCGUGAAAAGUGGACGGAAUUGCGUAAAGUGGUUCCGACCAAUUUCUUUUCUUACAUUAUCAAAGCAGUGGCGAAGUCGUUCAACACCGAACUUGAACUGAAAGAAUUUAUUCAGUUCCGGGAGGACAGGAGUGAAGAGCUUAGUGGUGCGGAACGAGCUACUCAACAGGCGAUCGACCGGGCCAAGAACAAUCUCAACUGGAUGAGACAAAAUUACCAGAAGGUGGUGGACUGGCUUCAACGCGUCUACUAGAGUCGGCAACAGCACACAAAUCCUGAUAUUUAUCUGCAGUAGAAAUCUCCUCACUCUUUGCUUUUCUUCUUUUGGUUCCCCGCUACAUUUCACACCCCAACUAAUGAUGACAAACCACAUUACUGGAUGAUUUUCAGAGAUGAUUCCUUUUGGAAACUCUUAAGGAAAUCAGGAAUUCCCUUUGGUUAAUUACACUUCGUCAAUUAAACAUCAA